Messenger RNA from Porites evermanni, 24509 nucleotides. The record is from the annotation of a GenBank genome assembly. Lineage: Eukaryota; Metazoa; Cnidaria; Anthozoa; Scleractinia; Poritidae.
ACGUUGUUUUGAAAACUCAAACAUGCCUGUAGCAGUAGGAACAAGUGCUCUGAGUUCGCUUGUGACUCCCGAAGGGCUUGAAAAUGCUGCAAGGGAAGUGGAUCGACAACUUCAGGCUGACAGACAGUACCCUGAGCUGGCAGAACAGAUUAACGCUUCCCAGGGUAAACUACUUCCCUUAUUUCCUGGAGCAGUUUUGCUCCUUUAUUUUAUAAUUACAGUCGACUCCUGAUAACUCGAACUUUCAAGGGCAAUCGAAAAAAGUUCGAGUUAUCGAGAGCUCGAAGAAAAUAGCCGGGAGUAAGGAAAAAACAGUUUUUUCUGCACAGUGAACACUUUAAUCACAUUUCAUUGUAGAAAUGUUAAGUGAAAAUUAAAAGAUACUUCUAAAUCAGAACGUAACGUAACGUAACAAAAUAAUUGCUUAAAUAGAGCAUGCGUUUUACUGUUUUGAGAAGUAAAGUAUACCUGCCAACUCUCACGCCUUAGGCGUGAGUCUCACGCCUGCGGGUUGAAAACUUCGAUCUCACGCCGGCUCACGCUUGCGGGCCAAUUUCUCACGCCUGAUUGAAAAAUGUGAGUUGUUGCCGUCUUGCUUGACACAAUUUCCAAAAAUAUGUUAACUCAGACCCAUGUAAGGAACGAAAACCAUGUGUAAAAUAAAUAAAUGACAAUACCUUCCUCGCGAUCUCUGAUUUUUCAAGUGAAAAGCACUGGGAGCGAGCUCGAAUUUAUACGCGUCCUAAGACUGGGACUCGAUAACUUCGCCUUCGGCAGACUUUGGAUGUCUUCAGAGGCCUUCGGACGUCUUCGGAAGUCUUCGGACUUCUUCGGGAAUCUUCGGAAAUGAUCAUGUCGUCUUCAAAAAUCCCAGCUCUCCCAGGAUAAAAAUCUCACGCUUAUAUCUCAGAAAAAGUUGGCAGGUAUAGUAAAGCUGUUUCACGUUAGAUUUGUGACAAACAACAUCAGCCUCCACUAGUAAAUUAUAUGCCUAGAACACAAAAUUCAAUGUUUUGGAUGCCAGUACAAUGUUUUUUCCCAACUAUGGGAAAUUCCUCCUAAAGAGCAAUUUUAGCCAUUAUAACUACCUUAAUGCCUAGAAAUCUAUUAAGUUUUCUAUCCUUUUCACUUUGUUCUUUGUUUCGAUAAAGGAGAGAAUAAGAAAUUGUGCCCGACGCGCCACGUCGCACAAUGUCAAGGCACGGUUAAGCGUGACACGAAAUGUCACGCACUGAAAAUAACGAAAUUGCCUUAUUCUAAUUGUUCUAAAAUAGGUAUGAUGAAGUCAAACAUAACAAAUAAAAAGCCACCAGGGGUCUUACAUCCCAGCAUAAAAAAAAUGAAUUCAAUUAACUUUCUAAAGGACGUACGGCCACUUUUGAGAUUCAGACAAUCGGCGACAAAAUUGUUGAGACAUUGUACUUAAAUAGGGUGACUUCGGAGAACAAAAGAAUCGGCACCCCUCCCCUGUCCCCUCCAUUCAAAGUUGGGGUGUUUGUUGUUUUCUAUAGGUAGCUAGAAAAAGGGCACAACAUUGCACGGAGGGGAUGGGGGAGGAAAGGUAUAUUUCCUCCUUUUGAAGUUCAUAAAACGUAAAAAAGCCCACUUUUGGGCGAAGUGUCUCAACUCAGUUUGUCGCCGAUUGUAGAUUGAUUUUUUACCUAUAACUAUAUUUUGUACAAUUUAAGGAGCGUGCAAGCUUUUAAGUGACAUGGAAAAUCUAUCCCUACUGUUUAAGAGCAUAUAAUCUAAACUAAUAUAGCCUUUAUUCUUUUCUUUCUACCCAUGAUUUUAGCCUUUACAACCUUCAGUGGAAUCAAUGAUUAUGACUACCCUGCCCUAUCCUCACCAUCUGUUGGUUUGGCGGGUAUGGAACUUGUCAGUCUCCUCAAACGGGUUCCUCUUCCUGGGGAAUUAGUGGAGCAGUUUGAUCGUAUCCUUUUAUAUGAUCUUGAUAAUGUACACGUUAUUAGAAAAAUGGUGUAGGAGAGCAGCCAGAUUAAAUUUUUUAACUGAAAAAGAGUAAAGGAAACUGCUCUUGGAGAUGUUUUAUUUUAAUAUUUGAGAUUUUUUCCUGUAUUUAAUGGUUAUUUUAUUGGUCGAAGGCACUCGUUCAAGGGAGGACACAAAUUCAAGUAUUAAGCUUAUUGACCAAGUUAGCACAAGGUCAAGAUUGAUAGGUAUUGACACAGUUCUUUUUCUACAUUUUUAUGGACAAAGAUGAACUAGCCUAGGGUUAUGAAAAAGAACAAAAGCUAAUUACCUUCUGGCCAUUUUGACUGAACAUGCUUGAUCAAUAACUUACCUAUUUAGGCUGGGAAUCAUCCCGAGCCAUCCUAACAAAAUCCUGCGCAAGACCUGAUCGAGCAUCGCGUCUUUCAUUUUUUUGGUACUGUCCAGUCCAGUGUCAGCUUUGAUGUUGUCAAUGUCUGUUGACCAUGUUGGGGUUUCCAAAGCAGUACUUUUGAAGCACUUUCUCUAAUCUUAAUCUUCUUGCACAAAUUUUUGGUCAAUAAAGGAACUUUAUUUCCUGUGGGGAACAAAACUUGGCAAGAAAUGAAAAACCAAUUAGAACACAGGAUUCACUUUAUCUUGCCCAGUUACUGUGUUAUAGCACCUUGACAUCCUCAUUAACAGACAUGCAAUGUAACUGUAUGAUGGGAUUGUUUCCUGAGAUCAGACGAGCUUGGCUAACUAUUGACAGUGAUAUCUUUGUCUGGAAUUAUGAAGAUGGGUAAGCUGUGAAUUCCUAAGCUUGGUUUGGCAUACAAUUAUUACUGAUGUUCAAACAAAAGCAUGUUUUUGUUCCUAAUUUCAGGAGUGACUUGGCUUAUUUUGAUGGCUUGAGUGAAACUAUACUGUGUUCCGGAUUGGUGAAACCCAAACCAGGUGCGUUUCAGUUUUGCUGGCCUGUUUAGGUUUAUGAAAAGUACAGCCAAUGUAUUUAAAGGAGAACUUUGAUUUUGAGAAAAUAAUAUCAAAAAAGUAUCAAAAAAGUUUGCUUUUCUAGCUCUGUGGACAGCUUGGUUACCACUGAUAUUGAUGGUAGCAUUUUGAACUCUUAACUGAAAUGCGCCAAUUGCUAACAUGCACAUAUGGCUACGUAUAAUGGCUGGGCGCAGCCAACUGACACCAUCACAUGAUUAUGACCAGUCGUUACAAACUAACCUGUCAUACCCAAACCACAAAGCAAAAUUAAUGAGCUCCCAAAGAUUGAGAUCUCAUUUGAACGAUCACAUCAAAGGAUUUUGUCCACAGACUCAAAGGAUAAGGGUAAAACGAUGUCACUCCUCUGUUUUCUCUGACAUAUGCAAAUUAGUGCAUCUACACCUCAUUUUUUUUAGCCCUUUAUAUUUUGGCAAAAUUGAUAAUGGUGUAUGUUAAUUUCUAUGUGUACAGAAAUCCUCAGGGAAUCAGUUCGGUACAUCUUGUGUCUCACUACACCAAUUGACAUUGUGCUUCUUGCUGUGACAUUUACACCAAAGAAAUUAGGUAUUGUCAAGUUUUGUUUGUUGUACUUGAAUAUUAUCACUGCAGGCAAUUUUUUGUGGUUAUUGUACAGUAAGUUUUAGGUAAAAGCCUUUUUCAUCUUAAACCAGUAUUUUAAAAAAAAGCACUUUAUUUAACUGGGGACACUAUAUUUUACGUCUCCUAAUGGAGACGGGACCUCCAUUUUAUGUGGUCAUCCGAACCAGCGAAGGUCAAGCCGUUUGCAGUGCAAAGGGAGUACCUUCAUUCCUCAGUUAUUUUAAGACCCCGAGUAUUGAUCCGGCCCCAGGAAACGAACCCGCGACCUCCCGCUCUGCAGUCAAGCACUCUACCGACUGAGCUAAUGCUGCGCUUGUUUUAAAAAUUUCUUUGUCUUGUAGCCCUAAUUACUCAUAGCAAAUAAUGGAAAUUCUGGUUUAACCCGAGAUUGGAUUUUACCUUCAACAUAAAUCAGGGAUGUACAUGUACAUAGGGUGCGCAUUAUGGGAUAAUAAUAAUAAUAAUAACGCAAAUAUUUAUACAGGAUAACCUAUCAGUUCUAAUAAAAAGAACUGGUAUCAAAAGGGUCCUGUAAUUAUCUCAUAAAUAGCUAAAAAAAUAAAGAAGAAAAUUGAAAGAGGAAAUAAAAUAAAAUAACACUAAGAAAUCUAAGAUUCAAAAAUCAAAAAUCUGUAAAAAUUAUUGACUUAUAAGACUGAAAAGAAACUGAAAGCAUUAUCAAGUUGUCCUCUCAUAACACGGGUUGGAUAAAUCAUCAAUCAGCUUCUUGUUAAAAAACCAACCACUAGCUGGAUUGUGGAUGCUACAUGAAAACCUCUCUUGGUGACCCUUGUUAACAGCUAUACCUAAGCGACUGAUGGAGGAUCCAAUUUUUUGUUUGUGAAACCAGUCUUGCAGUCAUGCAUAGCUAAGCAGAGAGUUACAUUCUUCUUAGAACUUAACCGUGACACUUACAAUCUGGUACCAAAUAGAUCAGUGUCAUUUUGCUUACACCACGAAAAGCUUGGUUCCGUACUUAAAACUACGCAGUAUUUUGACUCAAACAAGCAUAUUCUCAACCAGCUACCAAUUGCAGAUUGAUGGAAGGAAAGCCUUCCAUAGGACUUUUUAGUCCUAGUUUGAUAUCUUUCAAUGUCUUUGUUUUCCGGAGAAAUUUGAGCCAACGGUAAGCUCUUUUUCGGCCCUUGAAAUAAACUGGCAGCUGGCUGCCAGGAACAUCCUGAUAAAUAGUCUCAUAAACUGUUGAAACAUGGAAACAAUUUUGUCUAAAAGAAGUAAAUUGUCUCCUUAAAGUCUAGGAAUUCAUUAAACUAGGAGUUGAAAGUAAAUUGGCGCUCCAGCCUUGUUUUCAUCUCCUGUCAGCAUGCGGUGCUGUCGUACGUUUGUAAUUUUCUUUCUUGACAAAUAUCAGUAAACUAAACUGCAAAGUCUAGCCAAGUCCGGUGCCUCAAUGAUAUGCUUCCAAAAAGAUGUUGCUAAACCCUAUUAUAUCAUUUUUGACAAACCUAAACCAGAACAGUUCUUUGUGGCAAUAACUCCUCAUUACAAUUUUUUUUCAAAUUCUGCCAGGAAAUUAUAACCAUGAUGAAUUUGCUGAGAUGUAUCUUCAACCAGAUCCGCUGUUUUCGAUUCCAUCUGAUAACAUUUACUUGACUUGCAUGACUGGAACUCAUUUAGGAAGGAUUUUUCUUGGAGGAAAAGAUGGUUGUGUGUAUGAGAUAGUUUAUCAGGUAAUGUAAUCUCCAUGUGCAAUGGAAUCUCUGAUGUUUCCCUUAGAAUUUUAUGUUAAUCACUGGCUCUUUUUUCACUCUGUAAUUCUCAUGCACUAUGGACAUAGCCCUAGGGGUCUCAUUGGGGUUAGCUCUUUGCCAUAAAACAGCCCGAAGGCUUAGCUGUUAGGUGUAAAAGAAAGAAAUUCUUAACCCUCUAACAUAGAAAAUGCCUCCACAUAACAGAGACCCUCAUCUCACAACAAGUUGUUUUGACCUCAAAGUGAUUGAUCACAAACAAACAAACAAAAACUAAAACAGUAAACAAACAAGAAUAUAAGAAUGAAUAGGGAAGAAGUAGAAUGUCAUAUUAUCUCAAGAGUCAAGGACUUUUCCCAUGCACUCCUUCAAUAAAUUUCGGAACUCAUUUCCAAAAUGAAUGUUGAAUAACGGGAAAGGGAAUUUUUGUGGUUGUACUAAAAAUAAUUGGUUCUACUUGGCUUUUAUUCUUAACAGGCAGCUGAUAGUUGGUUUCAAAGGAGAUGCCGCAAGGUGAACGUGAGCAGUCCUCGCAAAAGAAAAGAGCACGGUAGUAAAAACUUACGGUGUAAAUCACCUCUCCCAUACAUGUUAAUUCGUUAAUAACCAUGGUCAUGUAAUCCCGAACCUUUAUUGAACUUAUCUGGAAAUUACCGAUACAGCGGCCAUAUUGAAUUGAUUGGAUUUAAGGAGUAUUAUGGGAUGCUAAGGGGGCAUGAGCACUAUCCGAUAUACUCGCAUCACUAUUUACGCAUGUUUUUCAGGCCAGUUUUUCUUUAAGUUUUCCUAAAAAAAGAUCGCCACGAUCAUGCCGUGUUUAGCUGUAAUAGUGAUCGCCUUUUUCCCAAGAAAUAUACAUUAAAGUUCUCUUUUUGCCCAAAAAGCAUGCGUAAAUACUGAGCAAGUGCCCGCUGGGUAUCCCAUAAUACUCCUUAAAUGUAAUUAAUUCAAUAUAGUGGCCGUAUCGGUAGAAAGGUCUAUAAUACUUAAGUGCCUACUUAGUCUGAUCUCCCGAUCAAGUCUUCAUGACUCAAUCAUUCCACACAUUUCUAUCCAGUAUUGCUGACCAAAUUUCCUGAUAUUGUCAAGACCAGUGUCCCUUUUGAUGUUGUUGAUAUAGUCAAGUGGCCCUCUUCCCUUGCUAACUAUUCUUACAUGUGGUUGCCAUAAGACAAAGACAAAGAAAGUAGUAUUUUAACAUUUUGGUUGCCUGGGGUUGUUGCAUGCUUGUAGGGAUUUCCCUAAGAGCCCGCAGCUGGCUGUGCUGAAAAACAGCUGACCACCAGCUCAAAUAAAUCUGGAGAACAAAGACAUGGGGAAAUUUUGAACGAACGGUUGAGUGAAAAAGCUGGCUUGACUAACCAAAAAAAUACUGCUCAGCUUUCCCUUAGCUACAUCCCUGUGCUUGUCUGACUUUAUGAUUUAGUUAGAAGAUGACCCUAACCCAUCAAGCAAUAAUUAUUGAGCAUGAAAAAUUGCUUGCCUAGAAGGAAAAUUGACUUGUCACAGUUGACUCCAGGUGGGACUUUCUUUCAGUCCCUUUACGUGCACAUAGAUACCGUAUACCUCUUGAAUAGUUAUUAAAAAUGUUUGCAGGACAUUAUUCUGCAAGGUAGAGUAUUGUUUGUUUGUUUGUUUUUGUGUUGUUUCAGAUCCCAUUGUUCAACUGGCUGUUGACAACACAAGAAACAUUCUUUAUUCUCGAUCAGAGAAAGGAACCAUUCAGGUAAUGAAUUUUUUGUGUGUUUGAAAGUUGUUUCAGUUAAAUCUGGUCAUGGUAAGGUGUAAGACCACAGAGGUAUAUCAUUAGCUGAAAGUAAAACUGCUUGUUUCAGGACAUUGAAACUUGUUUUUCAGUGCAGCCCGAGAGAAGAGUGUCAACACAUUUUCUGGUUGUUAUGAGGCAAACGAUCAUGCUGACCAAAAAAAGUUAAAUUAAAUCAGCCCUGAAUUUGGCCAUUUCAUCAAAAUGAUAUGAUAUGUUAUAGACAAGUGUACGUGUUGCAGGUCAAAAUUAAAUUCUGGUUAAAUUUGUCUCGUCUUAGUUAUUCAUGAAUGAUCAGGGCUAGGAGUUUAAGAAAAAAUGGCAAUCAACCUAGGUUGAAAGAUUUUACAAAAAAAACUUUAAAAAUUUUGACCUGUAACGCAUGCAUUUGGCAGAUCUCAUUGUCAAGUGACUAUUUAGUGCACUGCAAAAAACUCCAAAAUUUUUUGGACAGUGACAAAUAUUGAUUGUGACUGAAUUCCCACAGGUUUUUGAUCUUGGUGCUGAUGGAAAAGGCAUGUCGUAUGUGGCUUCCCUCACACAGGACAGAAUCACACAGAGAGCAGCAUCAACUGCUAGGUAGAAGUAUUUUAUACUUAAAUGUCAUUUUGCCCUUUGGUGGCCACCAAUCCUUUUUCAUACUCUCUUUCUUCCCUCUGCCUUUCUUUUCUUAUCUCUAGUUUUGUUUCCCACAUUAUUGUUUUUCUUUCCUAUGGAAUUAUUGUGGGCUGACUUUCCAGGAAUGAGGGAAAUUCACUGUGGAAAGAGGAGAAACAAAGUAGCAAAAUUGGCAAUAGAUUUUUCCUUGGAAUGUUAGUCCGUUUUUUGUAGUAUCUCUGACAGGGUUGGUCAGAAUUUCCUGCUGAGGUACCUGUGUUAUGGCCUUUCUUUCCUGAAUUGGCUGCUUACCGGUGUUACCUACCAAAAGGUUACAUGUAACAACAUGUUUUUGUUGUUUUUGUUUUCAGAACUAUUGAUUCCAAUAAUUUUAGACCUAUUAUUCACAUUGCACCAAUUCCAAGGAACGAAUCCAAAACUGUCCAUCUAGUUGGAAUCACUCAAGCAGGUAAGGGAAAGAAGCCUUGCUGGGGGUGCCUGCCAGAUGAAUCACUUCAUGUAUUUUAAAGAGGCUCUGUCAUGUGUUCUCUAGUUCAUUUUGUUAAUAAUCCCAAUUGUAUGUGUCAUUAAUCACUGUGGGACUUGAGAAAUAACUUACGUUAGCAAAAUCACAGCUUGAUGUCAAACAAGUAUGUCUCCAAUGCAUUUUAUCAAACAUUAGUUCUAAACAUAAAAAUUGGAACUUUAGUUUGAAAAACUGUUAGGCUAACAAGUUUUCAAAAACUACAAUUGCAAUCCAAUGCAAUCUUCCGUUCCUCUUUUUUGUACCUUCUGUGUUAUUUAUACCUUGUUUCUUUUCAUGUUUGAGCAGAUAGGUAUUUUUAUUAAUGUUUCACUCAGUUUGGUGGCACUUCUCACGGUUUUAAUAUUUCUGAUAAAUUUUGUUACACAUCUCCUUUAAGUGUCUUUUAAUGAACUGCAGCCAGAUUUUUCUUUUAGUUCUUCCUUGAUAUGCUUGCCAAUCAAAGGGACAAACAUCAUUUAGGGCUUUAUCCUUGAGUAAUGAUGCCAUAUGUGGGUUGAGUUUGUUGUUGGUUCUCUCCCUUGCUCCGAGAGGUUUUUCUCCAGGUACUCCUGUUUUACCCUCUCCUCAAAAACCAACACUUCCAAAUUCUAAUUCGACCAGGAAUCAGGUCGACGAAGCACCACUUAGUUAAUGUGCCACCUCUAUUAUUUUAUUUAUUUAUUUACCCAACUUUGUUUCUUGACCAGGUGUGCGCCUUUACUUUAGUACAACAACUGUAAGGGCUCCAUUAGAGAGACCAAGUAAACUACAGCUUGUUCACGCCAGACUACCGCCAGGGUUUGCACCAUCAGCAACCUCACAGAGACCAUCUCAAGUACAUGCAGCCUUCUACAGACAAGGUACUUGGUAAAAUACUAAUUUUGUCAAGGCAUGACUUGCCCUCAAGUUAAGAAUGAUCUUCUUUUAGUCAGUGACUAAGGCAACUGAGGAAAAAAAUCAGAGUCCUCUAACAAAACUCAAACUUAUGACUUGCUAGUGACUACAUGCAGCAUGCAAAGAAAGUACUGUCCAGUAGCCUGGAGCUAGAGGAUUUUGCUAUCGGGCGAGCGACUGUUGUUAUAAGCUUACCUGUUGGGCAAGUGAAGUUUUUUGAGAAUUCAAAUUACAGAAGAACUGUGUAUUCAACCGUGCCCAUCAAAAACCUUUUAGGGCUAGUUAGCUCAUUUGAUUUAAAGGAGUUUUAUUACUGCUUCUGCAUCUUUGAAAAUUAAGCUUGGAUUUUUCAAAGUUGUUGUUUAUAAUAAGCAUUAAUCAUCUCCAUCCAAAAUCAUCCUUACUUUUGGAAGUUACAGUAGCUACAUUACAUGUACCUCUCUAAUGUUAUUCUUUGGAGGUUUCAUUCAAUUUCAAUAAAAUAACAUUGAUAAAAUAACAUUGAUGAUUGUCUUUUUCAGGCAUUUCAUUGCUAGCUUCAUCUCAAACAGAAGAGAUGGAUAUCCUCUGGGGAAUCAGUCCUGAUCCAUUUCCAUUCCAGUCUCCACUUAAAGAGAUGCAGGUAUCAAUAAAUUUUAAGAACUACCGUUUGCAUGAUUUCAGGGUAUUCCAGAUUUUAAUUCUUAUUUCAUGGUACAUUUGGAUACCAUCGUUCUAGCAGAAGGGUAUGUUUUAUUGAGAACAUUUUAAAAUAAGUAACCUGUUUACUCCCAAAAGUGGCCAGAAGUUAAAAAUUAUCAAAAUUUCCAAAAUUAAAAAAAAUUCACUUUGCAAAAUCCUGGAAACAACUCGUACCUUUUGAAAGAGCAGCAAAGGGGGUUUUGUUUGAAUGGUCAUGCCAUAGGAUUUCAUCCACAAAUUGAAAAGGUGGUCUUUCAGUAGAAUACUUUAUGUUUUAUUCUGGGAGUGAAAGACUGUUAAAAAAUCUCCUUUUUCAAAUUUUGGAGCCUCUAGAUUACUGACGCAUUAAAUUAUGGGUAUUCUAUAUCUGGUUCUUUAUGGGCAAUUUCUACAUUUAGAUUUUGAUUCCAUUUUAUUGUUAACCUGAAAUGCUGCCAAAUAAAUAUACUCUAGUAUAAUUCAAGGGUAUGAAAAGUAGAAUUUUCCAUAUUUCUGCGAGCACCUACAAUAGGAGCAUUUUAAGGUACAUGUAGCUUGCUGAGACAUUACUUUGAGUUAUGCAUAAUCUGUUACUGAUGAUGUCAUCAUCAUCCUGUGCUCUGAUUGGUUAGGAUCUGAUGUGACUUUAUUAACUGUUGUGAUAUUUUGUGUUAGGUGAAUGUACCAAUGGAGGGUAGAACUUGGUCUUUAAGUGAAGUACCUGAAUUUGGUGGCAACAUGACAAGUGACUGUCCCAUACAAAGCGACAGAUGGCCAGAUCCACCUGCUGUCAUGAGGCAACAUGCUUCCUGUCAGAGGUCCUUUGUGGCUCUAAGUGCACAGGUGAGUUUUAGAGUGUUUCAGCCAUUUAUUUUUCACGGUUGCUCCAGUUGUCCUGGUUGUUCCAGUUGUCGGGUUGUCCGGGUUGUCCUGGUUGUAAUUUACCAGUUGCACCUUUGUCACCACCUGAUCUUUGUGAUUGCUAUAUCAACAGGGAAGCUACCUUUUUACAACUUAUCGCCCAGUUGAGCAGCUUUGUCAGUUGUUAUUGCACAGUCAGGGAUUUGAUUCUGAUGCAGUUCAAGCUUUCUUCAAGCUUCACAAGGUAAAAAAGAUGCAAGGGAGGGGAAUGAUUUUUUGUCUAUUGAUUAUUUUUGUUGUUGUUAUUUAUGGAACUUGAUGGUGCAAUAUGAAAAUAUGGUUUAUUAAAGGCAAUGUGAAAAUGGUUAAUAUAGAUCUUUUGUCUUGCCAUUGAACAGGAAGACCAGGCAUGUGCAACGUGUCUUGUUUUGGCCUGUGGUGCCACAGCAACCCAACAACAAGUGAGUCAAAUACUCUUGUGCUUAACAGCAAUUAAGAUUAAAGCAUGGCUUCCAUUUUGUCCCAACCCCUAAAAUGUGAAAAAAUGUGUCCAGGUGAUCAUGAUCACUGUAUGGCUUGUGGUGGAUAAUUUUGUCGAUUAGGGUGAUGGUGAUUGUCUGGCUAGAAUUUAGUCUACUUAGAGAAGCAGCUGUAACAAAUGCAGAUUCGCCCGUAACAUCUCAUGAAAAUCUAUAGUGUCACUUUAGUUUUCCACUUCAAUCACCCUUAACAUCAAGGGAACUCAGCUGUAAUGAGUGUUAUGGGUUAUGACCCUCAGUGAUAGCACUGGAAGAUAGUUUAUAGUCUUCUGGAGUGUCUGAAGAAAAUAAAGUUAUCAACUGAAGAUGAUGCAGACAAUAAUGAAAUAUUGCUGCUUUUGGAUAAUGCUUUGCUAUACUGAUUCCAGGUUGCUGAAUGGGCCACAAGAGCUUUCUUCAAAUACGGAGGAGAUUCUCACCUUCCUUCUCCAGGGAACCCUUCAGGAGUGCACCCCCCUGUAACAAGUCCAGGGAGUCCCAUUUCAGGGGGGAACCUGACAGGCAGUUAUGUAACCAGACCAGGUGUUGACAUUCCUGGUUUUGUGACUUCAACACCUCAUCAGGCUGGCAUGGGACAAGCUGUAGUGAGACCUGAGUUAACAAGAUCAAGCAAGCAUGAUGGACUGUGUCUUUACUUUGCAAGAAUUUUAGAGUAUGUAUUUGAUACUGUUUUACAAAUUGAUUUGAUGGCUUCUAAGAUGUAUCUAAUUCUUAGGUUUUCCAAUAUUCUAACAUUGUUUCUAUUUUUUGAAUCAUCCUUUAUUUUUAUAGAACUUUCUGGGAUGGAAGACUUGUGUUUGAGGAUUUCUUCAUGCCUCUUCCUUCACAAUCACAACAGGUUUGAAACUCCUUUUACUGCGUAUCACUUUGUCAAUCCUUGUUUCAUCAAAGAUGUGUUGUUUCAUGCAUAGACAACUGUAAAAAUUUGCAACAAGAUAGUAGACACACAUUGGACUUCACUAGUGUCUGCUGCUGAGUACUCCAUAUAAUACAGCUUGUUUAUAGAAAAUAUAGGAAGAAAAGUUUGGGGCUUACUAAGGCUGCUUGCCAUUAUUUUCACCGCAGUGCUACAUUCAAAAUAGGGGAGCUGUUCUUCACUUUUACCCAAAAUCAAAACCACUUGGCAAUAGAUUUCUGUCAAUCCAAAUGGCAAAGAGUUUUGGCAAUUGCGAGUGUAUCUGAACCAUUUGAUAACAACAGAAAUCUAUUUCCAAGUGGUGUUGAUUGCGGAGAAAAUAGUGGUAAUACUGGUCAUUUUCUUAAUACAGGGUCCAUGUAACCCUCCCACUGAAAUGGCCUGAUGAUUUGUCUCUCUAACGUUUAGAUCUAUACAAAAUCCAAUGAUCUCACCAUUCAAAUGAAGCAUCCUUAGCAGCACUUUUGUGUGGAUUUUACAAAAAGAAAAUUCAAAUUUAUUUUUUGCGAAUGUUUUGCAUUAGUCACUAUUAAGAGUAAAGUGUUGACACAGGUUUUGUCAUAUCAUAAUGUGAAAAAAACACCAGCUUUUUUUAUUAUGUGAUUUACCAUUUUUAUCCUGUCUUGCUUUUUAGCUCACUCCUGUGUUAAGGAGCAUGCUCAGUGUAUUCCAGUUGGGGUGGAUUUUGGAAAGACUGCGACAACUUCAAACAUGGAUGGAACAGAAUAUGCAGUUUAUGCUGCCCCAUUUGGAUGCAGGGUGUGAAUCACAACUUUUUUUCAGUUUCAUUGUAUUUUGUUAAGGGAAGCAGAACCCAAAGGAGGUGUGGUACAAUUCAUCACAAAUUAUUUUUGGAACAUACAAACUUAUUUUGAAGUUGAAGCAAGAUUAGUUUGGUACAAUGUGAAAAUACCAAAGAAGUAAUACCCUAUAACAUGGAUUGCAAGUGAUGAAGUAAAUUUUUCAAGGAGCAGACUUAAGCAGACUUCAUGACUGUGCCCCUUUUAAGAUUAGCAAAAUAGUUUUUAUCAAAAUAGGCAAUACAUUAAAAAGAAGGAUGUUAUUUGUAGACAAAUUCUGCUCCUUAGUUCUUGAAUUAUCGAGAAGCUGUUAGUACAUGGAUAUGGCCUGUUUAGAUUGAUUUUAUUGUGGGUUCUUUCCUCCGCCAUCAGGGAUUUUUUUUUCUGGGUGUAUAUAUGUAGCUAGCCCAGAUUUAAGUCAAGUUAGUGAGUGCUGUAUGAAUCUUGUUGAAAACCACUUUUUUUCUUUCACAAAGUUUUCCCAGAGUAACAAUGGCCAGUGGACAGUCACUCCUUCAACAAACACAUCAAGGUUAGUAACUGUGGAUUGCACCAUGUCUUUGUCUGAUACUUAUUUUGUAAAAACUCAAAAGCAAAAAGUUCUGCAUGGCAGUGCUGUACCACACCGCAAAGCUCUGCAAAACUACGUUUCAUGUAGGAAAUGGGAGUGAAAGUAGUUAAUACUGAGUCAAGAUGAUUUAAUAUAAUGCUAAGCGGUACUUGAGCCUAGGGAGGAAGCUUUUAUGUGCAGAAGAGCCAUGUUAUUCUUUGAAUAAUUUUAGCAAACAAACAUAAAAAUAGAUUUGGGGUUUAGUGGCAUGACGAAAGCUUGCAGGUGCACAUUGAGUUGAAAGGUAGGAAGGUUCUAAAACAUUUUGCAUUAAAUGGUACAGUAAUUAUUAUUAUGAGAUAGGCCUUGCGUCCUGCAUGCAUCGUAGCCAUUCCAUGUUGCAGACUGGGAAAGAAAAUCUUGAGUCAAGGUAACCAAAAUAAGGACACAGCCAAAACUAAGAAGUAUCCUGAUCUGUUAUAGCAACUGCUCCCUAGAAUACUUAAAUUGAUGUUUCACCAAUGAUUUUCAGUCAGUUGUGAGUUACGUCAAUUUUUAUUUCUUUCUUUAGCAUCAGCAGAAGCAUUUGUGGCCGAAAAGAACUUCUUGAUUAACUUCAAGUCAUUAAUUGACCGGUCAAUUGAGACACUGCACCUCUGGCAAGUUCUUAAUGAGCACAACUUUGAGGAAGUCAUACUUCAUCUUGAACCGGUAAGAUGAAACUUAAAAGUGUUAUAUAGCAAUGUAAGAUUAUAUGCAAUUAUUUUUGCAACUAUCCCCUUUUCUUCAUGGUAUAACCAUUAACUUGUUCAAAGCCAGAUUAGUAAAAAAACACAGAGAGCGUGAGAACCUCCUUUGUAAUGCGUGGAAUGGUUCCCCCAAAAAUUCGCACCUUUUCUUAAGCUUCUUUAUGCAUUUUGGCUGUGGUUAAGUUUUGGAAUGCCUGUCCUUGUGUUGAUUGUUUUCUCUACCUGCCUCAGAACACAAAAUCUCUUUCUCAUCACCACCCCCCCCCCCCCCCCCCCCCCCCCCCCCCCCCCCCCCCCUUAGUCCCUCCUUUGUAAUGCGGCGAAUGGUUCCCCCAAAAACUCCUCCCUUUUUUUUAACCUUUUUUUGUCUUUUGGGUGUGGUUAAGUUUUUGGAAUCCUGGCCUUUUGUUGUUUUUUUUCUCCCCCCCCCCCAAAACCCCAAAUUCUCUUCCCCCCCCCCCCCCCCCCCCCCCCCCCCCCCACACACACCUUUUGACAAACAACAUUUUAAACCUCGUAUUUGCUUAUCAGACUCUUAUGGAGAAGGUGCGACAUAUAAAAAUCCUCAGCUUCCAUCUACUGUUUCAACAAAAUGUGAUGAGUAUUGUAGUAAUAAUGAAGGAGUGUUCACUUAAUGAGGAACGCCUCAUGGUUAUUUUCAGGUAAUAAGAGAUCGCCUAAAGCACAUCAAAUUUAGAGACCUAAUAACUACUGGGCAAGAGGUAAGUAGCUUGGUUGUUUCUUUUCCUUCCAAUGUGGCCAAACAUAAAAAAUGAAAGAAAGUUGUAAAUUUGUUUUGCUUAAAGGCAAUGGUACCAUGUAAAGGUACUACUCAGUAGCUUUCAUUUGAAUGGUCACACUUUGGGAUUUCGUCCACAGACUCAAAAGUUAGAACCACCUUGUCUGGCAUAAUAAACAGUACUACAGGAAAGUUCUAGUCGGUAGCUUUAAUCUGAAUGGUCACAUAAUAGGAUUUCAACCAUAGACUAGAAAGUUGGGGUCACCUUCUACGGCGUAAUAAACAGCACCACGGGAAAGUGCUGCUCAGUUGCUUCCAUUUGAGUGUUCACACUCGAAGGUCUCAUCCAGAGAGUCCAAAAUUAACAUCGUCUGACUCCUGUAGUGAAAUGCUUGAAGUGACAGCAUUUUGUGAGUACAAGUACAAAUUUUAUCAUUUCAUGACAAUUUAUUUUGUUUUGUUUGCUUUGUGUAGAUUUGCAGUGCCCUUAUUGACUCUUUAAUAAAGUGCUAUCUGGAUGACAGUGCCUCUACCGAUGCCAUUAGUGAGAGGCUACGUGAUGUUUGUCCAAAUUUAUUCAGCAGUGACGAUGCAGUAUCAACUAAGGUAUCGAUUUUACCAUCAAUUUCUAUUUUCUCCCCUAAAAUAGACUUGUGAAGAAGGAGUGACGCAUUGGUCAAAGUAAAUGCCUCUCACCAAUGUUGCCCAGUGUCUUAGGUUUAACUCAGUUUGGGCAUGUGGAUUUGUAUCUUUGUCGACUCUCUUCUUUUCUCUUUGAGGUAUUAGCCUCAGGGUUACCGGUCAUUUCGUCCCCAAAUCAUUUCGCCCCGGUUACUUUGCCCUCCUUUUAAGAACGAGUAAUACUAUAUUUGAAGCGUGCUUGUUUUGGUUCAUUGCUUAAAGAAGGCAGAAUAUUACAUUUGAAGCGUUCUUGUUUAGCUUUCUGGCCUAUAGAAUGAGCAAUAUUACAUUUUGAAGCGCGCUAAAUGAUUCGAAAAUAGGGAGCUAAGUAACACGGGGCGAAAUGAAGAAGAUUCGAGUAGGAGGGCGACUACAAGGACGAGACUUUACUUAAAGUUUUCGUUAUUUUUCGUUAUUAAAGUUAUUAUUCUUUUUACCGCUGAGAAGAGAUAGCACAGUUAUUUUUAUUGCAAGAAGUUAAGCCCUCUAUCGAUUGCAAAACGAUAAAAAUUUUAACAUUAAAAAACCUUGUUUCCGCCAACACGACAUUCUCGCUGAAACCCGUAGUAGAAUUACGACGGCUAUCACGUUUUCCCGCCAAAAUGACGCUGGUUCACCCGCGCGCAGUAGCUAUUUAGGAAAAUCUUGUCCUCGUUGUCAUCCUCGUUUUAACGUCUGGGCCAGUGUCAUAUCGAAUUGUAUCUUGGUACUGUCAUGGGGAUGCUAUCACUUCUUUCAUUGGCCAUACGAGAAUUCGUUUCCCAGGCAGUCCCACGAUACAAUUCGAGACAACACCAGUCCAGUGUCAAGCACAACCUCCAAAUUGCCAAUUUUCCUGGUACUCCCGUUUUCUCGUCUACUUAAGAACUUACACUCCCAAAGUUCCAAUUCGCCACUUAAGAAACGAGAGGGAAACUGUGCUGAGUUAGCUUUCGCAAAGACUUCUGGGAGUGCUACCGGGGAGAGGGAGAAAAAAUUGGCCAAUAGCUGACAGGCACGUCACUAGUAACAAUCCCAGAAGCAAUUACGGUACACAUUUCGGCUCCAUUUCUUAAGUGGCGAAUUUUAUCUGAAACGCUCAGCCACACCUUUAAAAGAGUUCUUUGGAACUCUUUGGCACUUUUGUCAACAAAAAGGUACAUUUUAGGCUGUUAUUAAAUGACAAGUGAUUAUCUGCAAUCAGGUUUUAUGAUGUCUUGGUUUUCGAAUCUGUUUUGUCCUUAUUGAUAGGCUGGUGAGCUUUUAAUGUUGGCCAAAAGAAGUAGAGACAAAACCGAACAAGAAAGAAUCCUAAGAGAUUCGCUUCAGGUGGGUUUUGACUUUUACAGCAACAAACAUACACUGCGUACAUCCCACCUUCUGUCCCGAAAACUUUGCAUAAGAAAUACUUCUUAAAUAGGUCAGUUCAUAUGACUUUUAGCAUUUUAAAGCCUUUGUCUCUCUAUAUCAUUGGCAUUUGUCACGUCAAUCUUUAAGGACGACUAUUUCGUUGAAGAGCUAUUUUGACGAUUAUGAGGAACGAUGUUAUUCUUGUAAGAACACAGUACAUGUGUUAAACGUUUCUGUUUUUUUUUUCUUUUUCUCUUUUAGUGUUAUCGACAAGUCACCCAUCAAAUUAAACUAGAUGUGAUUUGUUCUCAUUUUGAAUCAGGUGAGAUGACUACUAAAAAGAAACCUUGAAAUGGUGUUCAUGGCUUGCAUGUCCAUGCGAGUAAACCACACCAAGGCGUAUUGGCCACUCCAGAAAAUACCAUAACAUACCAUAAUGCUUUUUGUUUGUCACCCCAAAAUUUUGCAGAAGCAUUGUACUCAGUUUCUCUUGGGGCCAUUUUAACUCCUAAGAGAAACUAAAAACAAUGCUUCUGCAAAAUUUUGGGGUGACAAACAAAGAGCAUUGUGGUAUGUUAUGGUUUUUUCUGGAGUGGUCAAUUGCUUAAGGCCUUAAACUUGAUGGGUUGACAUUCUGGUGAGGCUGCACUGAAUUUACUGGUACUACACAGCUAACUUCCGGAAAAUGUUCUUUUGCUCUCUUAUUAGUGCGAUUCUAUGAAGGUGUGGUGGACUUGUGUUUACAAGCUGCGGUCAAGUGCGAUCCCCAAGGACUGGCUCUGCACUUUUAUAGAAAUGGUGAACCUCAUGGUGAUGUCCAAGGAGAGGAGGCGUUUCUGGCCAGGUACGCACCCCCCCCCCAAAAAAAAACAACAACAAAAACAACAAACAAACAAACAAACAAAGACAAUAAAGCCCAUAUAAGUUCCCAAACCUGUGAAAAAAAACUUUACCAAUUUUACGAAAAGCUUUUUUACAUGCGGCAAUUGGUUGCGGUGUAAACUUAACUCCCCCCCCCAAAAAAAAACAACAACAACAACAACAAACAAACAAACAAACAAACACAGUAAGGCCCAUAUUAGUUCCCAAACCUGUCAAAUAAGUCUUUACCAUGUGUACCAAAGGCUUUUUUGCGUGCGGUGAUUGAGUGCGGUGGAGAUUUCACGGUCCUAAGCCAAAGCCACCAAGAAAAAAACUGUUUUUGCGUGGGUCACUAUAAGGACUUGACCGAAACCUGAAACUGCGCAUGAAAAGUCUCUGAAACCCAGUAUAAUAAUACACUGAACAACGCGUUUAAAAUGGCAGUGAAUGGGGGCAGCUGAUGUGGUCUAAUGUAAAGCCUCAAAUUAAGCCACUGUCUCUAAUUUCAGUAACUUUUUUCUCUUAGGCAACGUUGCUACAAGUGCAUUCUGGACAGUUUGCAGCGUCUUUUAGUAGUCAGAACAGCUCCUUCCCAGUCUCCCGGAAGACCUUCCCGGCCAGGACCACCACCUGCCCCAGACCCCAAUGCUCUUACGUCACAUGACGCAGAGAAGCAUGUACGUAUUAAAUCCUUUUUAUAUGAUUUGUUGAUCCGUUCCUUCUUCGGUUAGCUCUAGAAAGGUACUCAGCAUUAAAAUAUUGAUGUUGAGUUCCACCCAGCCCGAGAAAACAGUCUACAUUUCGCGACGCCAGAUGACGUCUGAGGAAUAAGUGCAGAAAUUCCACGCUGAUGACGUGUCACUUCGCUGAUCUGAGUAGUGCUUCGUAUUUGUCGUGCCGCGAGGGAAAUUAGCUUCAACCAAUCAGAAGGACUACACUCCUUCCUCGUCCGCCUAAAAACUAUCCUCCGCUGGCAUUGCUGUUCAAGAUUUGCGCACAAUUUCUUUUUUCUCCUGUGAAGACCCUUCCCUCUUUUUCUGUCUUACAGCCUGUUUACAUGGAGGUAGGGGACCCUAGUUAGGUGAGGUAACCCGUCUGUCCAUAUGAUUACUUAUUUUACAUGAUAGGUGGGGUGACCCACCACAUAUUACCUCACCUAUCUAUGGUCCCGCACCUCCAUGUAAACAGGCCCUUAUCAAGUAUUGGCGAAUGGGCAUAGCGCGCGAGCUCCACAUUUUACGCACCCUCCUUAGUCUCAAUAGACCUGAUCCUAGUUGACCUCUCAUACAGUGUAAGUUCUCCAUCGACAGCAGCGAGCUUUUAAGCAGUCUAUUAAGCCAGCGAAGUGAGCUUUAGUGUGGUGGCGUAGUGACCGAGCUAACGAUUCGUGGCGAGGUCUUAACUGAAACGGCCCAACCAACCAGAGAAGAAAAAGGACUUUGUGAAAGCCUGAAAUCUCCCUAGAUACUUUUCACACUCGCUUCAGAGCAAAGUGAAGUUGGUUUGGUAUUCUGGCGACACUCCCUUUUCUUUAGAGAUGUUACACAUUCGCGUAAAAGUCACUCCUUUUGUUGUCGCACACUCAAAACUGCUUUAUAACUAGUAAAAAUGCAUAAUGCCAUCGUUUGAUUUCUACUAGGACUGACUGUGUUGCAUUUGUUUUGUCAUUUUGCUAGAUGGAAGAGAUGUUAUCGUUUUCUUUAGCCUACGGAGAUGAGUUGUGGCAUGUCGUGUUGUAUCAGUGGUUAAUCGACAAUGCACUUACGGACAGACUGUUGGAGGUGCAACCCUGAGUUAUUGUUUUCUUUAUUCUUAAUCUUAGCUUUUCAGCCUUUUCCUUUAAAUUUCAAAGGCGCAGAAACACGUUUCAACAUCAGCGUGCUGUGCAACGUUUGCAGACGGGCUAUCCAGCUUUAACGAUUGUGUCACGCGUUCAAAAAUUACCUUGUCAUAGAAAGAACCUCAAAUCUAAAGACUGGCUGUAGAUUAACGGUUGAGCCACGCUAAUGCACACAAUGUGUAAACACAUGAUGAAAUCUAUAAUAUUACUUGCAGUGAUACAAAAGAACGAGGCUGACCUACGAUGUAGCCAUAACGUGCACUGAAUAUCUCACUUCUCUGCCAACCUCUGCCAAGACAAGGCUCUCGGAGGAAAAUUUUAGUUUUAAUUUUCUUAAAACGAUUUUUGUGUUAUCAGAUUAAAUCUCCAUUCCUGGAGACAUUCCUUAAGCGAUCGUCCGCACAUCAACCUCCCAAUGAACUGAAAAUCCUGGAUUUACUGUGGAGAUACUAUGAAAAGACGAAGAACUAUUCCGCGGCCGCUAGAGUUCUCUCCAAGCUUUCCGAAAAAGAGAGGUAAACUUCUGUGAUAUAAAACCUGAAUUAUUUUAUUUCCAUUCAAACAAUUCCUCUUCUGCUCCUCUCACAAUUUCUGUUACUUGUGUUCCUUAGCUCUGAAGUAAAACUGCAGCUGAGACUAGAGUACCUCUCGCGGGCAAUCAUGAGUGCAAAAAGCUGUAAUUUGAGAACUGCUGCAAGCGGUGAGGGGGAAUUUCUUCAUGAACUUGAAGAGAAGCUUGAAGUGGCGCGCAUUCAAAUGCAAGUCUAUGAAGCUCUUAGCAGAAUAAAUACCGCUACUCCUUCCAGACAAAUUGAUCAGGCCCUAGUUGUCUUGAACUCCCGCCUUCUGGAUAUUACAACGGUAAGUUCUUCAACUUUUCUUUACAGUGGAACCUCGAUAUAACGAAGGGCCGAGAGACUGGCGAAAUUCGUUCGCUAUAGCGAGGUUUUGUUAAAUCGAGGUUCUUUUUCAUAUAUUUUACUAUUUACUGGGAUAAAGAAAAUCGUUCGUUAUAUCGAGGACUUCGUUAUGUAGAGGUUCGUUAUACCGAGGACUUCGUUAUGUAGAGGUUCGUUAUACCGAGGACUUCGUUAUGUAAAGGUUCGUUAUACCGAGGACUUCGUUAUGUAAAGGUUCGUUAUACCGAGGACUUCGUUAUAUAGAGUUUCGUCAUACCGAGGACUUCGUUAUAUAGAGGUUCGUUAUACCGAGGACUUCGUUAUAUUGAGGUUCGUUAUACCGAGGACUUAGUUAUUUAGAGGUUCGUUAUACCGAGGACUUUGUUAUGUAGAGGUUCGUUUUACCGAGGACUUCGUUAUAUGUAGGUUCGUUAUACCGAGGACUUCGUUAUAUAGGGGCUCGUUAUACCGAGGACUUCGUUAUAUAGAGGUUCGUUAUACCGAGGACUUCGUUAUAUAGGGGUUCGUUAUACCAAGGACUUCGUUGUAUAUAGGUUCGUUAUACCGAGGACUUCGUUAUAUAGAGGUUCGUUAUAUCGAGGUUCCACUGUAAUUGGCUGUCGUAGAUUUAGUUCCAGGCCUGAUUUAGAUCCUUAUUUUUAUGUUUUAGAUCCUAGAUUUUAAAGCAGCUUUCAGUGGAAGGUCAAAAUAACUGUUUGUCUUUGGUUAAACACAUUUUGCACCACUUUUUAAACAAGUCAGGCCUUAAGCCACGACUUGUUUGUAGGCGGUUUCCCGACCUUAAGGGUUCCUACAGAAGCUUGAAUUCUUAAAAAAGUCUUGCAAUUUACCCAACAAUUUUCAAGACCUGGAAAAUGUCUGGAAAAUAAAGACAUUGUCGAAGCUUUUUCCUGACGAUGCAUUCUAAAAAACGUUUAACAGUGUCCAGUUUUCGUGGCGAUAAGCUCAAAACUUCACCCGUGUGGUUCUGGACACAAGAGAUCUGUACGGAUAAAGGGCGAAGCCAUAUCAUUAACACAAACUUGAAAAUUUAAAGAUAGGACCUAAAAGCUUUCGUGGAAGACAUAAAAAGACAACGGCAUUCUCUUAAACGAAGUACUCUGGGGAUUUGCAUUCGCACGAGCAGCUCCCAACAAUGUCAACUUUUGUCGAAAGAUUUUUUUAAUUUGCCUUGUUAAUGAACGUAUGCCCAUAAAUCCUUUAAGUCUCAUCGCUCAUGGUAUAUACUUUUUAGCGACAACAUUUUUUCAAUCGGGUAUAUAUGCUUUUUGAUGAAGAUUUGACUUGACAUGUGUUCCAUAUGGAACAGAAUUUCUAUUUCAGUCACUUAUUUUGCGUGUUUGACUUACAUCAGUUUCUUGGUUCUUAUUUUCCCUUAGCUUUAUGGAGAUUUUGCUGAUGUGUUUGCACUAGCUGAGUGUAAACUCGCCAUUGUUCAUUGUGCUGGGCACUAUGACCCCAUACUGAUAGAAACUCUGUGGAAAGACAUUAUAGAAGGAGGUAUGUCGAACACUGAGAGUAACAGACACUUUUUGACAAAAUUGGCCUGCUCCCAAUUUAUGGGUCUUCAUAUAUUUCACUGUAAUUUAUUACUUUUUGCCCACAGAACUCCAAGAAUCUUUGCAAAAUUCUCCCAGUGAUCGCAUGGCGAUCGUCAGUAAAAAGAUUGCUUCUUUAGGAAAAAUGUAUGUUCACUCUGAGCGCUACUUCCCACUGGGUGAGUAUCAUUGGUUGCGUUACAUGCGUGACUCUGAAUGCUGUCACGCGAUUGUAAAACAUCAAUCUAAGUUAUCUGGAAAACGGACUUGGAUUCGAUUCAAGCUUGUGAUACUCCCCACUUUCAAACCAAUUAAUUUCUCGUUUUCUGUCAAAACAUUUGUUCACUGAUUAACCGUUUUACUACAAGUAUUGCAAGGUAGUUCGUACGUUUGAGUCUGGAGAGGUUCGUCACGCGUUCCUGUGGGACAGGAACGCGUGACGAACCCCUGAGAACGUCUGCGUGGGAGGCAAGAGGAAAUCCUGUGGUGUGUCCCUUCCAAUUUCACUUCUUGGACACUUUCACAUGUUAGUACGGAGCUUAAGCAACCACAACCACAACGACAACAAUUUUUUUUUUUAGGAAAACAACAGUUCUGCAUGUGCAUCACGUUCUUAAGUACAUUUCGUCGACGUUCACUGCACGACUACGACGUGAAACCUCUUAAUGCGACGAUUUAUGGAGGGCGUGAAUAUAUACACCGACGAAUUUUCCUUUCUCUUUUUAAACCAGGAUAAAAUCUUUAGAAUGCAACUGCAGGAAAAGUCGCCAACAUUUUACAAAAAGACGCAAUAAAGUCUAAAGGACGCAAUUUAGUUUUUAGCGACGUUUUCCCUGCCGUCGUCGUCGCCGUUGCUUGAGCUCCCUACCAUUUGUUUUUAAGCGUUUUACAAAUGGAAAUUUGGAAUUUUUGUCUAAUUUUGACUUUGACCACAUUUAGGACUGAAAGGGUUAACCCUCUCAGCUCCAAGAUCUAAAUACAAAUUCUCCAAACUGAUCUCCAUACAUUUCUUCUAAGAACAGUUGAGAGAAUUUGGUUUAAUAUCAAACAUUUUCCCAUUGAUAAUCAAUUUAGUAAUUCUCAUAACCUUUACUCUUGAUGAUCUGACGAUAUCGUUAGGAGAAAAUUGAUAUUGGUCACUCUUGGGACCUAAAGGAUUAAACACUGGCGCUUCAUCAGCAUCUAACACCUUUGUUUUGUGCCUGUAGGCGCCAUUGUCCUUGAGCUUGAGAAAAAAAGUGCCGAGUUGGCCUGGGACCCAACUUGGGUGUUCAUGACAUUGUUGGAGAUUGGAAUCCCUUUCCCAGUCCUUCAUGGAAUCUACGACAGGCUCUUCAAAGCUAAGGUGAAAAUAGAUACAACGACUAGCUUUGAUUUUCAUUGAACGACAUUUUAAUGUGUUUGUUUGAAGGCAUGAUGUUUUACUGUUAUAAGGCGUUUCUAUUACCUCUGUUGAUGAAAUCGCCGUAACAUACGACCAUCUAAUUACAAUUGACUUAAGGGUCUUUACGGGGUGUUCCUCUUAGCGUUUCUAUUAAGUCUGUGGAUGAUAUCCUAAAGUGUGACCAUUCAAAUGAAAGCUACUUAACAGUUUUUUUUCCUGUGGUACUGCUUAUUACGCUGUGAAAGUAGGUUCUAACUUUUGAGUCUGUGGCUGAAAUCCUAAAGUCUCUGCAAUCAAAUGAAAGUAUCUGAGCACUCCGUUUUUGUGGCACUAUUUGUUUCAUUGUACAAGGUGGUUACAACUUAAAGUUAGUGUAUGAAAUCUUGAUAUCUUACCAUUAAAGAAAAACUUAGCGUGGCUUAAUUAAAGCGCUUCUCAAUGUUCGACAGAACGUUCAGUUUGACGUUGUACAUGUUUUAGGACCCGUCCUGGCAAGGUCUAAACAGGCCUCUUCACAUUCUUGAAGUUAUUUAUCAUUUAUUGAUGAAGUUUGUGAGUACGCCUUCUCUUUCUCCGCCAUAUGAAAGGUAAGUAACUACAGCUACUGCACCAACUAAACCAAACUACGCCAAGAACCCCACCUUCACUAACCACAGCAACUUCACCAAACUUCAAGUACAUAAACUACACCAAAUUACACCAUUAUUUUUUUAUAUUCGUGACAGAUAUCAUGAAUUUUUCCACCUAAAUUCAAGUAGGACUCUGAAAUGACUUUUCACUAACAAAUAUUAAAGUCUGGUUUUAGAUAAAUUUGAUAUUUUCCAUUGACCGGUUGCUUGUUCUCUUUCAGGCCUUCGUUUACGACUUCGCUGUAUGAUGCUUGCGCUACGUAUCUAGUGGAAUUGGAAUCAACUUGCUCACGUGACCCUACAGUGCAGGAUACGCUGGCCAAAUUCAAGGGAUUGCAGGCGCGCAUGAAGCGCCUACUGUGAAAGAGCGACUAAAUAUUUGCUGUUUUGAAAACUGUAAAGCUACCCAAGUCUCGCCAUGAGUAAUGUUUCUGCAAAAUGAGUAUUGUAGGUGAUUUUUAAUAUCAAAUUAAUACCAUAUUGUACAUAAAAGC